Rhopilema esculentum is the source of this 12677-nucleotide messenger RNA. RefSeq names its product dynein axonemal heavy chain 3. Gene Ontology annotation, cellular component: dynein complex. Gene Ontology annotation, molecular function: ATP hydrolysis activity; ATP binding; dynein light intermediate chain binding. The record is from RefSeq and is a predicted model, not a curated record. Gene Ontology annotation, biological process: microtubule-based movement. NCBI's taxonomy places the organism in Eukaryota, Metazoa, Cnidaria, Scyphozoa, Rhizostomeae, Rhizostomatidae.
GUCUGCUCCAGGUCAAGAGAUUAUUUUACUUAUGGCGGAAAGGAAUGAGAGAUGUUGCGGCAUUGUAACCAAGUGAAUCGCGUUUGACUCCUAAGUGCAAUAGAGAUUUAUUUUUGAUAAUUCAAUUUUCUUUUUUUGCAAACCAAGAAUGGAUAGCGCCAUAUGAUAUCAAGUAUGGCCUAAGCUAAGCAAUUUUUAAUAUCGCACAAGUUCUUGCAGACAAUUGUUUGUUACCCUUGGUAAAUUGUUGCUUGCACGAUGCAGCAGCAAAACUACAACAUCGAGAGGAUCAAGCAAAAUGCAGAUCCGAUCUACAACUGUUCAAAGACAAAAGGACUGCCUGGGUUACCUCCCCUGCCAUCACCAUACAGUGAAGAGCCUUCAGACCUCUAUAAGAUUGUUUUGAAACACAGUGAACACCCACCAAUAAUGAGGAAUUCAUCCUGGACCCGUGCCGUCCCAUUCAAAGAGACAGCUUACCACAGAACACCCUGCGAAUCAAUUGCCAAUAACUUUACACCAACUGCAAGUGACCUGAAGAUCAGAAGCCUUGUGAAAGUUAGACCACCAACUAGGCAAAAGUCUCAAGAUGAUUUAUCCAGAAGAAGAACUCCAAGGCACCACCUCAGAAGCAAGUCAGAAGGAUCAGCUAAAGGGUGGCCUGUUAGUCGUCCAUUAACACCUCAGCAACAAAUGGAUGUUAUCAAUCUUCAGACAGUUGAGGAAAACAAUAAUGAGAAUGAGCCAUCAGAAAGAGACCUCCAGAGAUACUGUCAUUACAUACUAAAUGGUAUUCCAACUGAAUCAAUCUUGGAGCAAGAUGAUGAGAUUUUACAGAAAAUUGUAGAUGAUCGUGUUGCUGUGAAUUUUACAGAUGAAUCCUUGGAGCUGAAGUUGAUUCAUCAGUUAAUCAUAGAAGUGAAAAAUGAUUAUGUUUUUAGUCUAAAAAAAGCCAUUGUUGACUACAUUCUGAAAGACCAGAGAGAAAAAGAGAGACUUCAUAUUGCAGCUAUCCCAAAAUCGUUCAGCACAAGAUGCAUUCGAGCUCCCGUUCCUUGGCACAGAACUUACAUGGCAAGCAAAGAUCAGAUUGGGACAUUGCUCUUUACAACGCAUCCUGUUAUGAUUGAACUACAAAAACACUGGCAUCAAAGAUUUUCAAAGAAUCGAUUUGUCGUUAUUGGCGAAAUUUUUGAAUCCGGAACACCUAUGUACUGCCAUGAUUUCGAAGCACUCAUCAAAAAUCAGUGUGCCAAAGCAAGAGAUCACCUCAUAAAAGUGUGGAUUCCAACUUGCGCCGAUGUUUUGAAAUCGCUAAAAGACAGUUGGGUUCACUUAAUCCCAAGGAAAGACACAGAGGCCAGUCAAUUGAUUCAAUCGUUUUUCUCCUGUGUUGCUUCUGUCAUGUCCAUCCAGUUAAGGAGUAUGGUACUUGAUUCAUUGAAAGAUUUCUUGGAUUUUCUCAAACGAUACCAGAAUGGAAACGAUUUUCAAGAACCAUUCAGUGAUCUAAAGUUUGUUCAGCAACAAGUCAUUGCUGUCAAUGUUCUAAUCACGGACAGGCAAAUCACUUUCCAGCCUCAGUUUACUGAUUUGCGUGACGUCAUCAUGCGAUGCUUUACUGAGAUUGUCGCUAAUGCAGAAAGUCUGCCAAGAGUUGAAGGGGAGCUGUUUCCUGACCUGAAAGCGAAGAAACUCUCCCUGCGAUCUGUGAACGUAGAGGAGGCGGUUGUAACAGAUUUUAUUGGGAAAGGAGUCGAGGUUUUUAAGGAAAAUACAACUGGGCCACAAAGAUACCUUGAAUCUUACAGAAAGUAUCAAGAUCUUCUCACAGGCAAAGCUGACACCGAGACUGCCAAUUUUUUGCAGCAGCCACAUGCUCUCUCUUCUUUUUCAAAGAAAAUCAACCUAUUCAAGAGUAUUGCAGAUGAAAUUGCAUCAUUGCAUGCAACGGUCCCACUCAAUCUGCUCUGCCUUAAUUGCGUCCAAGUCAAUGAAGAGCUCGAAAAGAGGGCAAGGAACCUGGAAAACAGGCUCAUUUCAUACAUUGUUGAUUUGAAUCGGGACCAAAAUCGAGGGAUUUGUAAACGUUUUGACGAAAUAUCUGACAGAUGCCAAGAAAUGCCUGACCAGACUUCUGAUUUAGUUAAGCUGGAAGAAUAUGUGAAAAAUGCCAGUGGUGUGACUGUCGUUCAGUUGCAAAAGGAGGUCGAUGAAGCAGCAGAAAGACUCAUCUUCUUGCUUGACUAUGCUACACUGCCAUAUGAAGACAUUAAGUUGAACAGCACUGUGUUUCAUUGGUCCGAUCAUAUUCAAAAGAUUUUUGAACUGAGCCGUAACCGUAUCGAUCACCGCAAGGAUUUGGCAAUGACAGAGCUCAGAAAAAAACUGAAAAAUUUUGAUGAAAAACUCAAUAUUUAUAACAAAGAAGUUGAAACAUUCAGAAAGAAAGAGAUAAUGAACACAGAGGAAAUGCAUAAAAAUGUCGAAAAGCUAGAUGAGCUGGAUACCCUGCUUGUCAUGGCGAGAGAAGAGCUCCAGUCUCUGAAUGAAGAGGAAGAACUGCUGGAGUGGGAACCAUCGCAGUUCCCUAUACUUCAAGGAAUCAUCGCCUAUAAGGAGCCAUUUGACAAGCUAUGGAAAACUGCAGCCAAUUUCUUCACAAAAUAUGAAUUGUGGAUGAAUGGCCCAUUUCGUGACAUGGAUGCGGAGCAACUAGAAGAAGAAGUUAGCUCAAUGUGGCGAACAAUGUUUAAGUUGACCAAGACAUUUGCAGAUGUGCAAGGUCCGAGGCGGGUUGCUGACAGCACAAAAACUAAGAUUGACAAAUUCAAGGUUUACAUGCCGCUCCUUUCCUGCAUAUGCAACCCUGGUCUCAGGGAUCGGCAUUGGGAGCAGAUGAGUGAUGUUGUAGAGUAUGACAUAAAACCAGAAGCAACAACAUCCCUUAGCCAAAUGUUGGAAUUCGGAUUACAGAAACAUCUUGACAAGUUAGAGGAAAUCAGCGGGGCCGCUACAAAGGAGUAUUCCUUAGAAAAAGCAAUGGAAAAAAUGAAGUCAGAAUGGAACGGGAUGCAUUUUGAACUUGUACCAUAUCGUGAUACGGGCGUCAGCAUUCUCUCUGCCAUUGACGAAGUUCAGCUACUACUGGACGACCAUAUUGUCAAGGCACAGACAAUGAGUGGAUCUCCAUUCAUCAAGCCAUUUGAGAAAGAAAUUAAAGAAUGGUGUGAAAGACUUAUUCUUAUUCAGGACAUUUUGGACAAUUGGCUCAAGUGUCAAGCAACUUGGCUGUACCUUGAGCCUAUCUUCAGCUCUGAAGAUAUUAUGGCACAGAUGCCGGAAGAAGGCAGAAAAUUUGGCAUUGUGGACAGUUACUGGCGGGACAUUAUGAAUGAAUCUGUAAAAGAUGACCACGUACUAACGUGUACCAGUCAACCAAACAUGCUCAGUCGCCUUGUCGAGGCCAACCAGCUGCUGGAAGAAAUCCAAAAAGGUCUUAAUGCAUAUUUGGAGAAGAAGCAAUUGUUUUUUCCACGGUUUUUCUUUCUGUCUAAUGAUGAGCUGCUUGAAAUUCUCUCUGAAACCAAAGACCCAAUGCGUGUUCAGCCUCACUUGAAGAAAUGUUUUGAAGGCAUUGCAAAGCUUGAAUUCACAGACCAGCAGGAAAUAGUUGGCAUGAUAAGCAGCGAGAACGAGGCUGUUCCAUUCUCAAACAAAAUUAUUCCCGCCAAAGCAAAGGGAAUGGUAGAGAAAUGGCUGAUCCAGGUUGAAGAAGUCAUGAUAAGAAGUCUAAUGAAGGUGACAGAAGAGGCAAUUCAGUCUUAUACACAGGUGCCUAGAGAGAAAUGGGUGCAGGAGUGGCCCGGACAGAUUGUUAUUGCUGUCAGCAGCAUCUUUUGGACAUCGCAAGUCACCGAAGCGAUCCAGGCUGAAAAUGGAUUGAAGAAAUAUCACCAGCUGUGCAAUUCGCAAAUUGACUCUACGGUGGCAUUGGUACGAGGCAGGCUCGACAAAGGUGUUCGAGUCACACUGGGUGCACUCAUAGUUAUCGACGUUCACGCUCGAGAUGUUGUUGCUAAGAUGGCGUCAGACGAAGUGAGCAGCAUAAACGACUUCCAGUGGAUCGCGCAGCUGCGGUAUUAUUUUGAAGAGAAACGAAUCGUCGUGCGGAUGAUAACAACAAGCAUCGACUAUGGUUACGAGUAUCUUGGCAAUUCUGGCAGACUCGUCAUCACCCCCCUGACUGACAGAUGUUACCGAACAUUGAUGGGUGCUUUGAGAUUAAACCUUGGUGGCGCACCAGAGGGUCCCGCCGGUACAGGCAAGACUGAAACAUCCAAAGAUUUGGCAAAGGCUGUGGCCAAGCAGUGUGUUGUAUUCAACUGCUCUGAUGGUCUUGAUUACAAAGCAAUGGGAAAGUUCUUUAAAGGUUUGGCUCAGGCUGGCUCUUGGGCCUGUUUCGAUGAGUUCAACAGAAUUGAACUUGAGGUGCUGUCUGUCGUUGCACAACAAAUCCAUACGAUCCAGAAAGCUAUUGCCGCAAGACAAAAAAGGUUUAUAUUUGAAGGCACAGAGCUUGUCCUUAACCCGACUUGCACCAUGUUUAUAACAAUGAACCCUGGAUACGCUGGGAGACAAGAAUUACCUGAUAACCUCAAAGUAUUGUUUCGAACAGUGGCAAUGAUGGUACCUGAUUAUGCCCUGAUUGCAGAGAUAUCCUUGUAUUCCAUGGGCUUCGUAGACGCAAGAAGUCUUUCCACAAAGAUUGUUGAGACCUAUCGCCUCUGUUCCGAACAGCUUUCUUCUCAGUCCCAUUAUGAUUACGGAAUGCGAGCUGUCAAAUCAGUGUUGACUGCUGCUGGAAACUUAAAACUACGACUGCCAGACCAAGAUGAGAGCGAGCUUGUACUCCGCGCUAUCUUAGAAGUCAACCUUGCCAAAUUCCUUUCGCAGGAUGUACCACUGUUUGAAGGGAUCAUCUCGGACCUGUUCCCUGGAACAAACUGGCCUAAUCCAGAUUAUGGUGCUCUCAUGGUUGCCUUGAUUGAUAAUUGUAAAAAGAACGGGCUACAAGCAACAGAAUGGUUUUUGAAGAAAAUUAUUCAAGUUUAUGAAAUGAUGCUUGUUCGUCAUGGAUUCAUGAUUGUCGGCGGCCAUCUUGGCGGUAAGACCAUGGCCUACAAGGUUCUUGCUGGGGCUUUAGAAGACCUUGAAGCUGCGGGUGUACCAGACCAGUACAAGGUAAAGUACAAGAUUAUAAAUCCGAAAUCAUGUACAAUGGGUGAGCUGUACGGCUGCUUUGACCCUGUGUCUCAUGAAUGGUCUGAUGGUGUAUUGGCAAACACAUUUCGAGAACAGGCUGUAUCCACAACGGACGAUCGCAAAUGGAUUCUGUUUGACGGCCCAGUCGAUGCGGUCUGGAUUGAGAACAUGAAUACUGUUCUCGAUGAUAACAAAAAGCUCUGCCUGAUGAGCGGUGAGAUUAUUCAAAUGAACAACAAGCAAAGCUUGAUCUUUGAGACUGAUGACCUUGAUCAAGCAUCGCCUGCAACGGUUAGCAGAUGCGGUAUGAUUUAUUUGGAACCACACCAGCUUGGCUGGCAACCAUUAAUGGAGUCCUACAUGGAAACACUACCAGAGACGUUAACAAAAGAACAGCGUGAACUUGUCCGUGAAUUGUUUAAUUGGCUUAUUCAGCCAUGCUUAGACUUUAUACGUCACGAGUGCAAGUUCUUCAUUCAAACAUCGCAAAUGCAUCUAGCAAAGUCAUUCUUGACACUUUACACAUGUUUAUUGGAAGAGAUCAAAGCUCAAGCAACAGCUGAAGGUUCUAGCAGACUCUCUACUGGCCAGGUUACUUCUUGGCUACAAGGCCUAUUUGUGUUUGCGAUUGUUUGGUCCGUUGCCGGUACAUUGGACGGUGAUAGCAGGAGAAAGUUUGACGAGUUCUACCGUCAUUUGCUGUCGGGAUCUGAUAAAGAGCAUCCCAAGCCAAAGAUCAUCAAACUCUCAAAGCAAAACAUCUUCCCAGAAGCUGGCUCUGUUUACGAUUACGUGUUUGUGAAAGCAGCCAAUGGGUCCUGGGCUCGAUGGAUCGAUACCAUUGAUAAAAGUUUGCUGCACAUCGAUAAAAAUGCCAAAGUGAGCGAGCUGAUAAUUCACACAGAUGACACUGCGAGACAGAUUUAUUUCUUAGAGACUUUUGUGUCUCACGAAACCCCUUUGAUGUUUGUUGGCAGUACAGGAACUGGCAAAUCUGCGAUAACCAACAACUAUCUGGUUCGGCUGCCGAGAGAAAAGUACAUUCCAAUUAAUAUAAACUUUUCUGCGAGAACCAGUGCUGGCCAAACCCAGGACAUCAUUAUGUCAAAACUAGACAGGAGAAGAAAGGGAGUUUAUGGUCCCCCUCAUGGGAAGAAGUGCGUUGCAUUUGUCGACGAUCUUAACAUGCCAGCCAAGGAAAAAUAUGGGGCCCAACCACCCAUUGAAUUGUUGCGACAGUGGAUUGAUCACCACCACUGGUACGAUAGAAAGGACACAUCUACCCUCCAGUUACAAGAUGUUCUGCUUGUUACUGCAAUGGGCCCCCCUGGUGGUGGACGAAAUGACAUUACAGCCAGGUUUUCCCGACACAUGAACAUCAUUUCAAUAAACGAAUUUGAUGACAACAACCUGACCAAAAUAUUUGCAUCGAUAACUGACUGGCAUUUCAACAAUGGUUUUGAUUCGUCUUUUUCAAGACUUGGCAAGAUUGUGGUCAUGGCAACAAUGCACAUAUACAAAGAAGCUGUCAAGCACUUUCUCCCAACUCCAUCAAAAUCACAUUAUGUGUUCAACUUGCGUGAUUUCGCUCGUGUGGUUCGUGGCGUAUUGUUAGUGCCGCCUUCGUGCAUGCAAGAUGGAGACAAGUUGAUUCGCCUUUGGAUCCACGAAGUAUAUCGAGUGUUUUAUGAUCGACUGAUUGAUGAUGAGGACAGGAAUUUUUUCUUCGAUGCGGUUAAAGACACAGUGAAAAAGGAUUUUAACAAAGACAUUGGCUCAUUGCUUAAGCAUCUUGUCCCAAGUGGCAAACUGAUUGACGACCAUAUACGAUCGCUCUUCUUUGGUGACUAUAUGUCGGGAGAUUCUGCAGAAAGCGUUUAUGAUGAGAUAACUGAUUUCAAGGCACUGACUGCCCAGAUCGAGUCGUAUUUGGAUGACUACAACCAAAUGUCAAAAGCACCAAUGUCACUUGUCAUGUUCAAGUUUGCUAUCGAGCACGUUUCAAGAGUGAGCAGGGUUCUCAAGCAGGAUAAUGGACACCUGCUUCUUGUUGGAAUUGGAGGAAGUGGAAGGCAAAGUGCCACAAAACUAGCAACAUUCAUGGCCAACUACGAUCUAUUUCAAAUUGAGAUAUCAAAGAAUUACACAAAGAACGAAUGGAGAGACGACCUGAAAAAGGUCCUUAUCAAAUCUGGUGUUGAUGGCAAAAGAACGGUUUUCUUAUUUAGUGAUAAUCAAAUCAAAGAGGAAUCCUUUGUAGAGGAUAUCAACAUGAUUCUGAAUACUGGAGAUGUACCCAACAUAUUUGCUGCUGACGAAAAAGCUGAUGUAAUCGAGAAAAUGCAAGGAGUGGCACGUUUAGAGGGAAAGAAGAUCGACGCUACUCCUUUGGCCAUGUACAAUUAUUUCAUCGAUCGUGUCAAGGCAAAUCUUCACAUUGUUCUUGCCAUGAGUCCUAUUGGAGAUGCAUUCAGAAAUCGUCUUCGUAUGUUUCCUUCUUUAAUCAACUGCUGCACCAUCGAUUGGUUCCAGGCCUGGCCGGAUGAUGCCCUAGAAAUGGUCGCCAAUAAGUUUCUCCAGGAUCUUGAAAUGGAAGAUAGUGUACGAAAGUCAGCUGUGCGCAUGUGCAAAUCGUUUCACGAGACUGUCAGGAAGCAAUCGGAAAGGUAUUUUGAGAUUCUUCGACGUCAUAAUUACGUCACACCAACGUCAUACUUGGAACUCAUUCAGACGUACAAAGUUCUUCUUCGCAAUAAGCAAAGCGAAGUCAUGCUUUUGAAGCGACGUUACGAGACUGGUCUCGAAAAGCUGGAUUUCGCAGCCUCGCAAGUAACUGUAAUGCAACAAGAACUAAGAGAUUUGCAGCCUGAGCUUGUUAAAACAUCUGCAGAAACAGAGAAGCUAUUGGCUAAAAUCGCGCAGGAUACUGUUGAAGUGGAAGCUAAAAAAGAAGUUGUUUCAGCUGACGAAGCGGUUGCGAAUGAAGCUGCAAAUGUUGCCAAGGAGAUCAAAGAUGAAUGUGAAAGCGACCUCGCAGAAGCUUUGCCUGCACUUGAGGCUGCCAUGUCAGCUCUGAAUACAUUGAAACCGAGUGACAUCAGUAUGGUAAAGACAAUGAAGAAUCCACCCGCGGUUGUAAAGCUUGUAAUGGAGGCUGUGUGUAUAAUGAAAAGUGUAAAGCCAGAAAGAAAACCUGACCCUUCAGGAUCUGGCAAAAUGGUCGAAGACUUCUGGGGACCAUCGCAGAAAAUUCUUGGUGAUCUCAAGUUCUUGGAUUCGUUGAAGAGUUAUGACAAGGACAAUAUUCCUGCGAGUGUAAUGAAAACAAUAAGAGCAAAGUACAUGACAAAUAAAGACUUUGUGCCAGAAGUUGUCAGGCAGGCAUCCACAGCUUGUGAAGGUCUUUGCAAAUGGGUUCGUGCCAUGGAGUGUUAUGAAAGAGUUGCUAAGGUUGUGGCGCCCAAAAAAGAAAAACUGGCAGGUGCUGAAGCGGAAUUGAAGCGGCAAAUGGACAAACUGAAUGCGAAAAGAGCUGAACUCAAAGAGGUUACAGAUAAAUUGCAAGCGUUAAACGAUGAACUAGACAAGAUGACGAAAAAGAAAGCCGAAUUAGAAGCAAACAUUGAUUUGUGUUCCAAGAAAUUGGACAGAGCUGAAAAGUUGAUUGGCGGUUUGGGAGGAGAAAAAACACGCUGGACAGAGACUGCCAAGUCACUUGGAGAAAGAUUCAUACAAUUAACUGGAGAUGUUCUUUUGUCCUCUGGUGUUGUUGCUUAUCUCGGUGCAUUUACCGUCGACUUUAGAAAUGAAUGCGUGAAAGAUUGGGUUAUUCUAUGUAAAAAGGAGAAGAUACCUUGCUCUGAGGGAUUUUCAUUGAGUGCAACUCUUGGCGAGCCAGUCAAGAUACGAGAAUGGCAAAUAGCUGGCCUACCGGUGGAUUCCUUCUCUAUUGAUAAUGGAAUUAUUGUUAACAAUACAAGGAGAUGGCCGUUGAUGAUCGAUCCGCAAGGUCAGGCCAAUAAAUGGGUGAAGAAUCUUGAAAAAAAGAAUCGCUUGAAUGUCAUCAAACUUUCGGAUUCAAAUUAUGCAAGGACGCUUGAAAAUGCAAUUCAGUUUGGAACUCCUGUUUUGUUGGAAAACGUUGGAGAAGAGUUGGAUCCGAUGCUUGAGCCAUUGCUGCUGAAGCAGACAUUCAAGCAGGCAGGAGUUGAGUACAUCAAGCUUGGAGAGAAUGUUAUCGAAUAUUCAAAUGAAUUCAGAUUUUACAUCACUACAAGAUUAAGGAACCCACAUUAUCUGCCAGAAGUUUCUGUCAAGGUGACAGUUUUGAAUUUCAUGAUCACACCGCUCGGCCUUGAAGAUCAGCUUCUUGGGAUAGUUGCUGCGAAGGAGAAGCCAGAAUUGGAAGAGAAGAAAAACAAACUUAUUUUGGAAAGUGCCGCAAACAAAAAACAGCUCAAAGAAAUUGAAGACAAAAUCUUGGAAGUACUCUCAACAUCUGAAGGGAAUAUUUUGGAAGAUGAAACAGCCAUAAAAAUUUUAUCGUCUUCAAAAGUGUUAUCUGAGGAAAUCACAGCUAAACAGGAAAUUGCUACUGCAACAGAGAAGGAAAUUGACGAGACAAGAAAUGGCUACCAGCCAGUGGCGAGACAUUCGGCCAUUCUCUUUUUCUGCAUCUCCGAUUUGGCCAAUAUUGAGCCAAUGUACCAGUAUUCCUUAACAUGGUUUAUCAAUCUGUAUUUGCUGUCCAUUGAAAACAGCAAAAAAUCGUCGGACCUUACCACCAGAAUUGAGAACCUUAAUGACCACUUCACUCAGAGCAUUUAUUCUAAUGUCUGCCGCUCCUUGUUUGAGAAAGACAAAUUGCUAUUUUCAUUUUUGCUAACAAUCAACAUCCUAAAAGCAAGGGACGAGGUUGAUGACCAUGUUUGGCGGUUCCUUCUCACCGGUGGCCUGGCACUAGAUAACCCUCAUCCAAACCCUUGCCAUGAAUGGCUGAAUGACAAGUCCUGGUCUGAAAUUGUGCGCGCAUCUGAUUUGCCUAACCUUAAAGGAUUAAUGAAUGAUAUCAGCAAUCCUGGUUGGCGCACUUUUUAUGAUUCUGCGUCUCCUCAUUUUGAAAAGCUACCAGACCCUUGGGAGUUGAAACUGCAGGGUCUUGACAGAAUGGUUGUUCUUCGUUGCUUGCGACCCGACAAAAUUGUCCCAGCAGUUCAGGAGUUCAUCGUUGAUCAUAUGGGUCGUACAUAUAUCGAGCCGCCUACAUUCAACCUGCCGUUGAGUUUUAAUGACGCAAGCUGUACGACUCCGCUGAUUUUCGUGCUAUCACCAGGAGCAGACCCCAUGGCAGCCCUUUUGAAAUUCGCCGAAAGUCGUGGCUUCGGUGGAGACAAGGUUCAAAGUAUUUCUCUUGGCCAAGGACAGGGUCCAAUAGCCGCAAAGAUGAUUGAAAAGGCUUUGGUUGCUGGAACUUGGGUUGUUCUUCAAAAUUGUCAUCUUGCAACGAGUUGGAUGCCGGUUUUAGAGAAAACAUGCGAGGAAGUAAUUGUACCAGAAAACACACAUGAAAACUUCAGGCUAUGGUUGACAAGCUACCCGUCGCCGGACUUUCCAGUCUCGAUUCUCCAAAACGGUGUUAAAAUGACAAAUGAGCCUCCCAAGGGACUUCGUGCCAAUAUCUUGAGAUCUUACCUGAAUGAUCCCAUAUCAGACGCGACUUUUUUCUCUGCUUGUGACAAGCCAAAAGAAUGGGAAAAAAUGUUGUUCGGUUUGUGCUUUUUCCAUGCACUGGUGCAAGAGAGACGAAAGUUUGGUCCACUUGGAUGGAACAUCCCGUACGAGUUCAAUGAAUCAGAUUUAAGAAUAAGCAUGCGACAAUUGCAGAUGUUCUUGAAUGAGUACAAGGAACUGCCGCUUGAAGCCCUCACCUACUUGUUUGGUGAAUGCAACUAUGGGGGACGUGUCACUGAUGACAAGGACAGGCGUCUUCUUCUCUCAAUUUUGUCAAUAUUCGUCUGCGAUGACAUUGUCAAUAAUGACGAUUACAGAUUCUCCCCGAGUGGCACAUAUCACGCCCCUGCCAAAGGUGCAUAUGACAGCUACCUGGAAUACAUUAGAAAUCUGCCUUUGAAUCCGCAUCCAGAGGUUUUUGGGCUCCAUGAAAAUGCUGAUAUCACAAAGGACCAGAAGGAAACGCAAGAACUCUUUGAUUGUAUUUUGCUAACUCUGCCACGCCAAAGUGACGGUGGCGGCAAAUCGUCCGCCGAAACGGUCGCUGACCUGGCAGCUGACAUCCUAGCGAAAUUCCCGCCACCUUAUGACUUGGAGAUGGUUAUUGAAAAAUACCCAGUUCAGUACACCGAGUCGAUGAAUACAGUGCUUCGCCAGGAGCUCAUUCGAUUCAAUAGGCUGACGGAGGUCGUUGUCUCGACUUUGAAGAAUAUACAAAAAGCUAUCAAGGGUCUUGUGGUGAUGUCAUCAGAACUAGAAGAUGUCUUCAACAACAUGUUGAUUGGCAAAGUUCCCGCGGUUUGGGCCUCGAAAUCAUACCCUUCACUCAAACCGCUUGGCAGCUACAUUACUGAUCUUCUUGAAAGACUGAAAUUUUUCCAAGACUGGAUCGAAAAUGGAACCCCGAAUGUAUUUUGGAUAUCAGGGUUUUACUUUACGCAGUCAUUUCUUACAGGUGCAGCCCAAAACUUUGCACGGAAAUUCAAGAUUCCCAUCGACCAUAUUGGAUUUGAGUUUAAUAUAAUGGACUGCCAUGGAGCUAUGGACCGUAAACCUGAGAACGGUGCCUUCGUAAGAGGCCUGUUCAUCGAAGGAGCCAAGUGGGAUAUGGAAGCAAAAGUAAUCGGCGAAUCUAAUCCUAAAAUUCUUUACGAUGAAAUGCCUAACAUCUGGAUAAUUCCAGGUGAAAAGAAAAAAUUCAAGCCAAAGCCAUGUUACACGUGCCCAGUCUACAAAACUACAGCGCGUCGAGGUACUCUCUCCACUACAGGCCAUUCUACAAAUUUCGUCAUGUACAUGGCAUUGCCUAGCGACAAAGACGAGCGGCACUGGGUAAAUCGGGGUGUAGCCAUGCUAUGCCAGUUGGAUAAUUAGAAAUAGAAUGUUUUUAGAUGUUUAACACUUCAGCAACUGGUGGAAAAUAUUUAAAGACGCUUAUAAAUUGUUCCAUUAUGUAAUUUGGGUUUAUUGAAGACAUAGGUUAUUUAAUUAGGGAAAUUUUCUCAAUAAAGUUAGACCAACUUUAAAGGGCGUUUAACAAGGGAAAUUUAACAUGUUUCAUAGCGAUAGAUGUUUGACUAACUUCUGGAAAGUGUAUUUUUUAUUUGUAAAUAUUGCGUGAAAACUAACAGUUGGUAAUUAUUUUCCUUUCGUAAAUAGUGUACAUAAAUCUAGCGGGUGAA